Molecule: messenger RNA, 1493 nt
Organism: Schizophyllum commune H4-8
Lineage: Eukaryota; Fungi; Basidiomycota; Agaricomycetes; Agaricales; Schizophyllaceae
Exons: 3
Coding region: 32-1384 (450 amino acids)
Source: RefSeq, a predicted model, not a curated record
GGGAUGCUCGUCUCUCCCGUUCGCGGACACCAUGUCGCGUCCGCUGCGCCUGCACUCAAGCGCGCUCUCUGACGCUGAGUAUGAUUACUUCACGGCAACUCUCGCGCUUCUUACCGACUACCGGUUGCCGGAGGGCUCGGCAAGAGAUGACAAGGACUUUGCUGUCGCCGCGGAGCUUGACGCCAGCGGGCUCUGCGCAUGGCUUCUGGGCAAGCUAUGCCCGGCGUUCCCCCAUGACAAGGUGGCGACGAUCAUGAGCUCUGUUGCGCCUAGUGGGGGGAUAGUGGACGGCACACAGUUCUUUGCAGUCGCGCGGCUGGCGCUACACUGUCUUAAUGGGGAGACGAUAGGGGACGGGGAUGAUUGCAGGAGAUUGGCGUUCGUGCAAGUACAGAAUGUACCCCUGCACGCGUCAAGGGGUGCUGAGAGAGCGCCUAUGCAGUCCCCUCCUGCAAAGUUGAGGGUACACUUCUGGCCGCCGGACGAAGACAAGCCGUGUCAGUUUGAGUUUGCCUUUCCAGAAUCUGGCCUUUUCCACCCAGAAUCUCAGUCGCGGACGUUCCAAGCUACAUACGGUCUAGACAUCUCCCUAGGUGUCUACUCCUACUUCGACUCGACCGCGAACUGCUGGACGACAACCCCGGAACCGCUGCGCAUCUCGCCUGACCAGCCGACGGUCCACAUACGCGGUCUACCUCGACGCGACGCGCCUGCGAAUUCGCGCAAACGGCCUCGAACGAGCGAUGUGACCACGGAUUCGGCUUCGGCUCCUCCGAUACCGCAAAAGACUGCGCCAGUGGUGAAGCAGCCGAAGUAUCCUGCGACGCCUGCGCCGUCGCCUGGUCAUUCGGCCCCAGACACGCCUGUGCCGACGCAUCCCCAAGCGUCGUCUCACGCGUCGACAUGUACUUCUUUACCGCCAAUAUCCAGCAUCUCGUCCGCCGCAUCGUUCAGCAUUCCCCUCUCCUCCUCGUCAACACCCACGCAGCCCGCCGCCCCACCUCCGAUUCUGGCGCCCGUCACCAUGCCCCCAGGUCAUCCGCUCCCCGAGCUCGCAACCUGGCCGCGCACCCCGCGCUCCGCCUUCCCCUUCAAGUACGCGUGUCACAUGGCCGCCUUCUUCGAGACCGUCGAGGGUCUGAAGCCCGUGUUCCCGAACAAGGAGGAGGCGUACCGCUAUCUCAUGCAGGGCACGGCCCCGUGGCACGCGAGCACGUACUGGAAGCACCAUCGGCUGUACGCGAAGCGCGAGAGGGACGCGCGCUUGAAGACGGCGGUGGAUGCGGGGAUGUGCGAGGCGGGGGAGUGGAACCGGUAUUUGCGGGAAGAGGAGGCGGCGGGGAGGGUGCAGGAUGCGGAGAUGCCUGCGACGCCUGUCGCGUAGAUACGUGUUUAAGUAGAGGUUGAUAGACAUAGUGUACUGGUCUACUAAUGCAAGCAUCCGCUUGUGAUCCCAGUACUUCCACAAUUGAGGGUGACAUGAACGAGUCGAG